AUGAUGGUGCAUUGUGCGGGCUGCGAGAGGCCGAUUUUGGACCGGUUCCUACUGAACGUCUUGGACAGGGCAUGGCACAUCAAAUGCGUCCAGUGCUGCGAGUGCAAGUGCAACCUGACCGAGAAAUGCUUCUCCAGGGAAGGGAAACUCUACUGCAAAAAUGACUUUUUCAGGAGGUUUGGUACCAAAUGCGCAGGCUGCUCCCAAGGGAUCUCUCCCAGCGACCUCGUCCGGAAAGCCCGGAAUAAAGUCUUUCACCUGAACUGUUUCACCUGCAUGGUCUGCAACAAGCAGCUCUCCACGGGCGAGGAACUCUAUAUCAUCGACGAAAACAAAUUUGUUUGCAAAGAGGAUUAUUUGAACUCUCCCAGUUUGAAGGAAGGCAGCCUCAACUCAGUGUCCUCAUGUACAGACAGGAGUUUGUCCCCGGAUCUCCAGGACCCCAUGCAGGACGACACCAAGGAAACGGACAACUCCACCUCCUCGGACAAGGAGACCACCAACAACGAGAACGAGGAGCAGAACUCGGGCACCAAGCGGAGGGGUCCCCGCACCACCAUUAAAGCCAAACAGCUGGAGACCCUCAAAGCUGCCUUCGCCGCCACCCCCAAACCCACCCGCCACAUCCGGGAGCAGCUGGCCCAGGAGACCGGCCUCAACAUGAGAGUCAUCCAGGUGUGGUUCCAGAACCGUCGGUCGAAGGAGCGGCGGAUGAAGCAGCUGAGCGCGCUGGGCGCCCGCCGGCACGCGUUCUUCCGCAGCCCCCGCAGGAUGCGGCCCCUCGGCGGCCGCCUCGACGAGUCCGAGAUGCUCGGCUCCACGCCCUACACGUACUACGGAGAUUACCAAGGUGACUACUACGGGCCGGGAGGCAAUUAUGACUUUUUCCCCCACGGGCCGCCCUCCCAAGCCCAGUCCCCGGCCGACUCCAGCUACCUUCAGAACUCAGGACCCGGCUCCACACCCCUGGGACCCUUGGAGCCCCCCCUAAGCGGACACCACUCCUCAGAAAACCAAAGGUACACGGAUAUGAUCUCGCACCCCGACACCCCGAGCCCCGAGCCGGGGAUGACGGGCUCUCUGCACCCCAUCCCGGGGGAGGUUUUCAGCGGGGGGCCCAGCCCUCCCUUCUCCAUGUCCAGCAAUAGCGGCUACAGCGGGGCUCUGUCGCACCCCAACCCGGAGCUCAGCGAGGCGGCGGUGUGGUAG
Pseudopodoces humilis (Tibetan ground-tit) is the source of this 1209-nucleotide messenger RNA. It is a transcript of the gene LHX5, whose product is annotated as LIM homeobox 5. Gene Ontology annotation, biological process: neuron differentiation; regulation of transcription by RNA polymerase II. Gene Ontology annotation, cellular component: nucleus. The record is from RefSeq and is a predicted model, not a curated record. Lineage: Eukaryota; Metazoa; Chordata; Aves; Passeriformes; Paridae. Gene Ontology annotation, molecular function: zinc ion binding; DNA-binding transcription factor activity, RNA polymerase II-specific; RNA polymerase II transcription regulatory region sequence-specific DNA binding.